This is a messenger RNA of Podarcis muralis (Common wall lizard), 2722 nucleotides long. RefSeq names its product cytochrome P450 4B1-like. Gene Ontology annotation, molecular function: monooxygenase activity; oxidoreductase activity, acting on paired donors, with incorporation or reduction of molecular oxygen; iron ion binding. The record is from RefSeq and is a predicted model, not a curated record. NCBI's taxonomy places the organism in Eukaryota, Metazoa, Chordata, Lepidosauria, Squamata, Lacertidae.
UGUUCUUAAACCAAGAUACCACUGUACUGUCUUCAGUGGUUCUAUUCCUGCUUCCUUGUCCAGUUUCAGAAAGUGGUAAUGUGCUCAAUCUCUUGCUAUGAAGUUCCAUGGGAUUCUAUUUUUGUUUGCCACGCUUUUCAAUAUUUACAUGAAGCUAUUGGAAGAGGUCAGAAAUCUUAAUGAGGUGUCAUCAAUAUGCAGAUUAUAUCCAGUUCCAUGUCUCAUUUGCAAUGGAGCCACUAAUAGGCUGGUUGAGGGCCAAUAAACUGAAACUCAAUCCAGAUAAAAAGAAGGCUACAUUGGCAGAUUAUUCAUUUGACCAGGAAGGAAGGUUGAACCCAUUAUUAAUGGGAUUACAGACACAUUGCCCCUGAAAGAUUAAUGCCUCUGGCAUUCCAGGUAGAACACAUACACAUACAUAGGCAUGCACUUGUAAGGCAAUGUUGCUGCGUUCAGCCCUAACAGAUAGCUGCACCUGUUUCCUUUGCAACCAUACUCCAACACCCACCCAAUCUGAUUCUUGGGUGGAGGGAGGCAUGGCGAAUGAUAAGAACAGAGAUCAGCCUCUUGCACCUUACAUUGCUUAGCUCGUUCACACUGCACUAGAACUUAAGCAGAGCCUUGGAUUACAAUGGAUCGUUUAUCCGCCAACUUGAACCCUAAAAGCAAACAGAAUGCUUUUGCAAUUAGCUCUUGUCUGAUUCAGUGGCUGAGAUUCCAUACCUUAGGCAUAGCCACCAAGAUCCCUUGUUUUAUAAAGGCUGGUGGAUUAACUCAGGUUAAUCAGCUGAGCUGUAGUGAUAUUAUUUAUAGCAUAAUCGGUAAAAUGCUGAUCUCCACCCUGUGUUUUGUUUUUCAUUUGUUUGCUCACUUUGGAAGUGGUGCUGCACUUCAUUCCAGCCUGUUGAAAUAUGAUAUCUAAGGCGUCCCCGCCUAUUUGUUUCAUAUAUAGCCUUAUUACAAGAUUGGAUACGAGCUGCAUCCUGCCAUACUUCAACCAAGAGACCCAGAAGCUGCUUCCAGGGAAUUCAUACUGAGCAAAAUGCAACUCGCCUUGCCUGGACUGGGGUUAAACCUUUACCUGUUUUUUUAUGCAGCUGCUACCUUCUGUCUGGUCAGCGUGCUCCUGAAAGUCAUCCGGCUAUACCAAAGGAGGCAAAAGCUGAUCAGAUCUUUGGAGAGCUUCCCAGGGCCACCGAAGCAUUGGUUUUAUGGACACACCAAUGAGCUCGGUCGAAUUGGAGAACUUACCACAAUGGUGUCCUGGUCGGAGAGAUAUCCCAAGGGUCAUUCCUUGUGGUUUGGAGCUUUCUUGGGGUUUCUCAAUAUCUACCAUCCAGAUUACGCCAAGGCUGUAUACAGCAGAGGAGAUCCGAAGGCUCUUGAUUUCUACAAUUUUUUUCUCCCAUGGAUCGGGAAAGGGCUACUGGUAUUAGAUGGGCCCAAAUGGUUCCAGCAUCGGCGACUGUUGACUCCUGCAUUUCACAGUGAUAUUUUAAAGUCAUAUGUGGUACUGAUGGUCGAUUCCACCAAAGUGAUGUUGGAUAAAUGGGAAAGGCUGAUCUCAGAAGAUAAAUCACUGGAUAUUUUCCAGCAUGUUGGGUCUAUGACACUGGACAGCAUGCUGAAGUGUAUCUUCAGUUAUCAAAGCAAUUGCCAGCUUGACAGUAAGAAUACAUAUGUCCAAGCAAUUAGUGACCUCAGUUGUUUGAUGCAGGAAAGAAUACAGACAUUUCUCUAUCACAAUGAUCUAAUCUAUCACAUCUGUCCUCAUGGAUACCGUUUCUUCAAGGCUUGCAGAAUAGCCCAUCGCCACACAGAAAAGGUGAUUAGGGAAAGAAAGGCACUCCUUAAAGAUGAACGGGAACUUGAGAAGAUCCAAAAGAAGAGAUAUCUAGACUUUCUGGAUAUUCUUCUCUGUGCCAGGGAUGUAAAUGGUGAGGGAUUAUCUGACGAAGACAUACGUUCUGAGGUGGACACUUUCCUCUUUGAGGGUCACGAUACCACCACCAGCGGGAUUUCCUGGACCUUAUAUGCCAUGGCCCAGAAUCCAGAGCACCAGCAAAAAUGCAGGGAGGAGAUAAAGGAGAUUCUUGGAGAGCGAGAGACUCUGCGCUGGGAUGACCUUAGUAAGAUGACUUACACGACGAUGUGUAUUAAGGAAAGCCUCCGUGUUUAUCCUCCUGUUCCUCAGGUGUACCGAGAGCUCAAUAAACCAGUCACAUUUCCUGAUGGAAAGACAUUGCCUGCAGGUGCUUUGAUAUCCCUGAAUAUUUAUGCUCUUCACAAAAAUCCUGAAGUGUGGAAGGAUCCUCAGGUGUUUGAUCCUCUAAGGUUUUCACCCGAUAAUUCAUCUCAAAGACAUUCCUAUGCAUUUUUGCCGUUUGCUGCUGGACCCAGGAAUUGCAUUGGGCAACAGUUUGCUAUGAUGGAGUUGAAACUGGCGGUUGCUCUGACUUUGCUGCGCUUCCAAGUUGCACCAGAUCCUGCUAAUCCUCCCCUUGAGAAACCUCAGCUCAUAAUGCGCUCUUGGAAUGGGAUUCACUUAUAUUUAAAGAAGCUUGCAUAGAUUAUCUGCAACCACAGAACAUGACUCUUGUAAAUAAUAAAACUUGUGUAGCUGCUAAGAUCUUUAUCGCUAUUUGAUAGAUCAGAAGAAACAUAUUACAGUUAAACCUCGGCUUCCGAACGGCUCCAUUUCCAAACGUUUCGGCUCCUGAAC